Molecule: messenger RNA, 1458 nt
Organism: Suillus discolor
Lineage: Eukaryota; Fungi; Basidiomycota; Agaricomycetes; Boletales; Suillaceae
Product: cytochrome P450
Exons: 14
Coding region: 1-1458 (485 amino acids)
Molecular function (GO): iron ion binding; oxidoreductase activity, acting on paired donors, with incorporation or reduction of molecular oxygen; heme binding
Source: RefSeq, a predicted model, not a curated record
AUGCUCUUCAGUGAUAGAAUCGAUUUAGGACUAUUGUGCAUUAUUGCCCUGGUUGUCAUUCUAGGUCUGACUCGCAGACGUGUCUACCCUUUACCUUUACCCCCUGCCCCCCCUGCAUUACCAUUUCUCGGUAACGCGCUACAACUGGAUACUAAACGACCUUGGCUCACAUAUACUGCAUGGGGAAAGACAUAUGGGAAAAUCGUUUAUUGCCGCACAUUUGGGAUCAACUUGAUUAUCAUAAACUCUGAAGCCACUGCGUGGGAGCUGCUCGACAGGCGUUCUAGGAAUUACUCUUCUCGCCCCGUUAUUCCCACCAGCGAAUUAGCUGGGGUGGAUUUCAAUACUGUGUUCCUGCCAUAUGGAGAGACUUUACGGCGACACCACAAGAUCUUUCAUCAAGUCCUCAGAGCCGAAGCGUCAGCCUCACACCAUGAGAUCUACUCUCGUCACGCAAACGAACUAGUCGUCAAUCUCUUGGAUGUCACUAGCGACUGGCAGCAUCAGACUGAAAUAUAUGCGGCUUCCCUAAUCAUGGCUGUGACUUACGGAUACCUUGCUCACGGACAUGAAGACCCAUUUCUUUCUCGCGCGCGCGAACUCUAUGAUAUUGGUGAACAUAUUGCUUCUCCCAAGAAGGCUGCCAUGCUCAUAGCCUUUCCUUUCCUCAAAAAGCUGCUGUUGUGGUGCUUCGGUGGAGCAUUUUCUCUGAUGGGACGCAGUAGAGAAUUAGCUCAACAGCUUUUGAACGAGCCCUUCAAUGAAGUGAAGGCACAGAUGGACACCAUGAAGGCUGUUGCGUUGACAGGAUAUUUAGUUGGCAUGGACACAACUGCAUCUGCAUUACAGACAUUUCUGCUGGCCAUGGUGCUCUAUCCUGAUGUCCAAGCACGAGCUCGUGCAGAACUUGAUCAAGCUGUGAAACACGAUAGAGUGCCAUGCCUUUAUGACAGGGCGUCAAUGCCCUACCUUGAUGCCAUUCUUCGCGAGGUCCUGAGAUGGUAUCCUGUCGUCCCCCUAGGAAUUCCACAUGUGGCCUCAAAUGAUGAUGUUUACGACGGGUACUUCAUACCAAAAGGUGCGAUGGUAAUGGUUAAUCAGUGGGCACUCUCGCGGGAUGAAGACAUAUUUCCCGAUGCAUCGCGCUUCGACCCAAGUCGCCAUCUGACAGUCGACGGGAAGCUGAAGGAUCCUUUCGUGAACCAUUUUGCCUUUGGUCAUGGCAGGCGUAUUUGUCCUGGCCGUUGGUUCGCAGAGAAUAGCCUGUGGACCGCAGCUGCUGCCAUACUCGCUGUCUUGCGCAUCGAUCAUGCCAAAGACUCGAACGGAAACAAGUUUGAGGUGAAGCCGGAGUUCACCACCGGCUUGGCGAUUCACCCCGAACCAUUUCAGUGUUCGUUUGAGAUUGUGAACGCAGCGAGAGAAAGACACCUCCGAGCGAUGGUGAAUUCGAAUUAG